AAACCCCGGUUGCGACCACCAUUUGUGCAACCGAUAAUCUAGAAUCCGUUCAUCUCACGCCGUCGUCGGGAACCCCGAGGACCCCACCAAGAGAUCCCUGAAUCCGACGACGAGCGCAGUCAGACCAACGGUCCAACGGAGCUGCCAGCGGCCAAGAUGCCAGCGGCACAAGAACAAGAGGCCCAAGAGGCAGCGGCCCAAGAGGCGCCCGCCGAAGACGAAGAAGCAGUUGGGCCGACUAGAAUAGUAGUCCGGCUGACGGAAAUGUCGGCUGCCGCUCGCGCGGAAUUUCGGGUUGUCUCGCCCGAAGUCAAACCUGAAGCCGACACCGAGUUCGUCAGCGACGACGAACUCGAUGAAGAUGACGAAGACGAGGAUGACGACGAUGAGAGCGAGCGCGACCAUCGACCACCCCCUCGCAGGCAAAAGCGGCGCCGCGUUCAGGGCGUCCCCAAUGAAUUGGGCGCGAGCGUGGACCGCUUCCUGCGCGGCUUACCGCAGAUAACUGUCGAAGCACAACGUUGGAUGACGGAGAACCUCCCGAGAAUUACGGGGCUCUCCCAAGUCCAACGGAUGCUCCCGAGACUCCCCAUCGGGUCCGCAUGGACGGCUAAGGACCGCGCCAAUGUGGACCGCGCCUGGCGCAAGAGCGCGCAAAGGAAGGAGCUGCUCGAUGUGGCCAAGAACAAAGAUUUGCUGACGCUUCACAAAUGCUGCUUGCGGCUGAUGCGCUGCCUUCCGGAGGACAUCAUCGGCUGCCGAUUCGACCUCAAGUACGACCUCGACCAGAACCGCGCUCUCGCCAGAGGCCAGAGCCUCCUCUGGAGCGGGCCGUUCUGCAAAUCACUCGCGGCCCUCCUGGUGCAUCCCAUGUGGGACGGCGCCGUCGCACCCCUGGCCGCCGCAAUCCAGUACACCGUCAUUGUCGAAACCAACGAUAACGGCCCGUGGGUCAUGGAUGUGCCGGGGUGCGACGAGUUCCUGGCCGGAUUACUCAAGCGGAAGCGCGAGCAACCCGAGAAGAACACCGCCGAGCUGCGCCGUGAGCUCCACGAGAAGAUGGUCGUCGGUAAACGGGAUAAAUACGGCCGCGAAACUGGCAUCUGCCUUUCACGCUGGGACACCCUGUUCCAUGUCAUCGAAAAGCUCGCUGCGUUGGCAAGCGCCGAGCGUUCCGGUCAAACACCUUCGCCACGGGAAACCCGCGGGGCCUCUGAGCCCUUCCUGGUCCAUCGUCGCCACCUCGAGCUGCUCAUAAAGGCCCUCGACUCCAUGACCCACAUGGGUUUCCCUCAGCUUUUGCCCCUUGAGGUUCUUGUCCGUGGCAUCAGCGGCCGCCGGUCCGUCAAGGACUAUCCACAGGCGGGUCAUAUCGUGGCCCUGCGCGAAUACAGCCUCCUCUGUGAGCGGGAGAGGGUUGCCUACGAUGCGAAGCUGGCUCUAGCUGCACGGGUGACCAACGACCACCCCGUGGCUGAUGACACAGAGACCCACGAGGAGCUUGAGAGCCCUGCAACCCAGUCAGACGGGGAAGCUAAUACGCUGGCCUCCGGGAAUCCCCAGAUCCCCGACACCCAGGGAAACGGUGAAGCUGUCACCCACUCACGCGAGAAACCGACCCCAGAGACGCAGUAUUCUGCCCGAGGCCACAAGAGGCCACGGCCGUCCCAGCCCGGGUCCAUCUCUCCGGACAACGCGCAGAACCGCGCCCGCACCGGAGGCUCUUCAACCCCUGAGAACCCGGAAGGAAGCCAACUGGAGUUGAGACUUUUGGACGAUAGCCCUAGUGAUGAACGGGAUCUUUUCAACACGAAUACCGCGCCGACAAUCAGCCGCGGCGUCGACGACGUCCCAAUCAGUCUAGCCCAGGUCGACGAUCAAGGCAUGGAGUUCGGUGACGACGAUGACGCCGCCAGCCUCAGCGAGGAGAGCGAGGAAGAGGCCGAUACCACCCCCCUGGAAGAUGACUCGGAUCUGCGCUGGGAUGGCUCCUGUGGCCCCGGCAACGAACACAUGGGCAUGUCCGGAGACCAAGCAGCGCGGGUUUGGGAACUAUAUUCGCUUCCAUAUUAGUGUACUCCCUAAGCAACGCGACCCGAAUAAUAAUGGAGCGCUUCUUCCAACCUGUUUGUAAACAUGUGAUGACUAUUCUACAAGCCUUGGAACUGAACCCUUUUGCAUCUGACACAAGAGUGAUGGUGAUGAUAUCUUGGGUUGUGCGGCGGUACUGCGUGCGGUCCAGAUGCCAACACCCUGGUCCUCAAGGGCACUGCGGUCCCUCUUCA
Chaetomium fimeti is the source of this 2285-nucleotide messenger RNA. RefSeq lists its product as uncharacterized. NCBI's taxonomy places the organism in Eukaryota, Fungi, Ascomycota, Sordariomycetes, Sordariales, Chaetomiaceae. The record is from RefSeq and is a predicted model, not a curated record. Bases 157 to 2073 code for a protein of 638 amino acids. The transcript has a single exon.